Camellia sinensis is the source of this 1035-nucleotide messenger RNA. RefSeq lists its product as uncharacterized. Lineage: Eukaryota; Viridiplantae; Streptophyta; Magnoliopsida; Ericales; Theaceae. The record is from RefSeq and is a predicted model, not a curated record.
UCUAUACUUAGACUCAACCAUUGUGCAACAUACAUGCUCAGAACAUAGCCAUGGCUAAUUACCCAUAUUUUUUCCACUACUCUUCUCUCCUACUGGCCAUGGCAAUGCUACAAAUCACUGGUGCUGUCCAAUUUGAUGUCAGCAACAUUGCCAGAACAUCCCCUGGUGGGCUCCGAUUCACGGAAGAGAUCGGCGUCGACUACGCCGAGCAGACCAUGGAAACCACCACAAAUUUCAUAUGGGACAUGUUUGAUCAACAAAACAAUGCUAGUGAGAGAAAGGACGUCGAGAAAGUCUCGAUGGUCAUUGCUGACUACAAAGGAGCUGAAGCGAUAACCUACGGUGAAACAAUCAUAGUCAGUGCACUGUACUUACAAGGCUACAAUGGUAAUGUGACAUGGGAGUUCACUUCAUUGAUAUAUCAUGAGAUGACACACGUGUGGCAGUGGACCGGGGCGGGCCAGGCCCCUGAUGGGCUCGUUGAAGGUAUGGCGGAUUACACGGUGCUGAAGGCUGAUUAUGAUCCACCGGGCUUUGCAAAGCCCGGAAUGGGGGAGAGGUGGGACCAGGGGUACGAUUUCACGGCUCGAUUUUUGGAAUAUUGUGAGGGACUUAGGCCUGGGUUUGUGGCAGUACUGAAUAAAAAGAUGAGGGAUGCUUUUGACGUCAGCUACUUUGAUGACUUGAUGGGAAAGCCAGUUGAUCAGUUAUGGAGCGAGUACAAGGGUAGUUAUGGUGAGACAGGGGAAAGAAAUGUCAGUGAACAUAAUAGGGUAAGAAGGUGGAGAGAAUGGAAGGCUAAGUAUGGGAACAAAGCAGGCAAUGUGUAGUUUAUUGCGUUAUGUUUAUGUUAAUGAAUAAGAGGAGUUUUUGUAUGGAUGUUUCUAUCAUUUUAUCGUGAUGAAUUGUCUAAGAAGAAGAUAAAUUAGACAAUGUAUUACCCACUUUUUUUUUUUUUCAAAUCAAAUAUGCAAUUCUAUGUUCACACAUAUUCUAACAAUCUUCUUCAUUGUGUAGGCUAGCUCCCCCUCAAGU